Messenger RNA from Coniophora puteana RWD-64-598 SS2, 987 nucleotides. RefSeq lists its product as uncharacterized. NCBI's taxonomy places the organism in Eukaryota, Fungi, Basidiomycota, Agaricomycetes, Boletales, Coniophoraceae. The transcript has 6 exons. The record is from RefSeq and is a predicted model, not a curated record. The coding region runs from base 385 to 987 and encodes 200 amino acids.
CGGACGCAGCGCGUCCUCGCCACGGUGUCGCUGAAGACAUACCGGUUAGUAACUCGAGCUGCAGGCUAUGCGUAAGUGGCUGCUCCAUCAGGGUCUUGUCAGGGGAUGCACAGGUUCUCGUUGCAUGUGGCACCGGAGUUUGCAUCGUUGUGUUCUAUUUUUCACGGCUCGCACUCACACCAUUAAGACUUAUGCUGAGCACAUGUAUGCUGAUGACGCGUAAGCUCCUGAUGACGCGAACACUCUUGGACCACCUUGGGGGGUCAUAAUGGCCUCGUAGAUGUAUAAAAGUUAGCCUGACUGUCCAGCAGAAAUCAUCAUCGGCUUCAGUCGGCCUCGAGCACCUCAGCUUACAAAAAGUCCAAACCUCACUGUUCAUUCACAAUGCGUUUCUUCAGCACUGUUUCUCUUGUCUUCACCGCGGCGCUCGCUGCAUUCUCCGUCGCCGCUCCGGCGGCUGAGGAGGCCAAGGUUGUCGCCCGUCAGUCGACCACGUCGAUUGCGAGCAUCUUUAGCACCGCCUUCACCGAGAUCGCGCCGCUCGCCGAGUCGCUCGUGUACCUUAACUCCGACAACGCGACACAGGCGGUCAUCACGCCCAUCAUCUCGCAGAUCUCCGCGCCGCUCAACACGGCGCUCACCUCGGUCACCGCACUCCAGGGCCAGGGUCUUACCCAGGACCAGCUCCUGCUCUCCGAAGAUGGAACGGAGGUCCUCUCUGUCGCCGCUCUCGCCCAGCUCAUCGCCUUUGAUCUCAUUCUGCUCUUCAAGGGCCUCGGUGCUAUCCUGUCCAUCGUCGGUGCUGACCUGGCCGCCAUCCUGAUCCCGCUCUUGUACGCCGUUGGUAUCCUGGUCUACAAGAUCCUCGUUAUUGUCCUAGCUCUCGUUGUCGGUCUGCUCAUCGCCCUCACUCCUCUGCUCGGCAGCAUCGUCGGCGUCCUCAACGCGUUGGGCCUGACCGUCCUGCUCGUCCUCUUGGCCCUCUAA